Messenger RNA from Ylistrum balloti, 576 nucleotides. Its product is annotated as perlucin-like. The transcript has 6 exons. Gene Ontology annotation, molecular function: signaling receptor activity. The coding region runs from base 1 to 576 and encodes 191 amino acids. The record is from RefSeq and is a predicted model, not a curated record. NCBI's taxonomy places the organism in Eukaryota, Metazoa, Mollusca, Bivalvia, Pectinida, Pectinidae.
AUGACCAGAGACAAGGUAGCAUUCUUUAUCGGUGAAGGGGUUGGUUUAAUCUUCACAACUAAUUCUAUUGGAAACGAAAUGGCAUUGAUCACUGCUUUGUCCUUACUUCUGUCAGUGACAUCCCUCUGUGUGGCGGAGUGUCCGGAUGGUUUUGUGAAACAUGGUGGAUCCUGCUACAAAAUAGUGCGAAUAAAGGCUACUUGGCCUGAAAGUGAUAUUUACUGUCGUGCUGUUGGUGCAGACCUUGCAACCAUUGAAACUGAAGAUGAACAACAUUUCAUUGAGGGCCACCUAGCGACAAAUGCCGAUGCGUAUGAUCCUCCCAGAUUUUGGUUCGGCGGAAACGAUUUUGCUGAGGAAGGCACGUGGGUGUGGCUUAAAUCCAAGACACCGAUAAGUGCCCAGAGUUACACGAACUGGAGAGACGGGGGGGUGCUGCCUAUCGACUCGGACGAGAAUUGUCUGGAUUUAUCCCGGACACACCACUGGAGGUGGAACGAUCAUGAGUGUGAUGAUCAUUUCUUCUUCGUCUGCGAAAAAGAUGCCUACAAGGAUGCUGGAAUCAUUAUCGGGUGA